Tetrahymena thermophila SB210 is the source of this 1821-nucleotide messenger RNA. RefSeq names its product kinase domain protein. NCBI's taxonomy places the organism in Eukaryota, Ciliophora, Oligohymenophorea, Hymenostomatida, Tetrahymenidae. The record is from RefSeq and is a predicted model, not a curated record. The transcript has 21 exons. Gene Ontology annotation, molecular function: protein binding.
AUGGGUUCUUUGUUUUCAAAAAAAAAGAUUUAGUUGUAAAAGUAAAAUGAAUAAGUUUGUGAAUAAAUAAAGGUGAUUUAGCCAAAUUAUUAAUUAUUUAGUUCAUCAUAUUUACACUUAGAUUACGAGAACAAAAAUAUUAAUAAAAAUAAUAUAUCUUUUGUUGCAAAUAUGUUAAAGGAAUUUUAAAACAUAGAGACUUUAAUACUUAAUUUCGAUUAAAAUUAAAUUAAUGAGCAAGGAAUAGCUGAUAUUGGAAAUGCUAUUUAAUCAUGCUAAAACCUAAAAAAAUUACUUAUUGAUCUCUUUGGAAAUUACUUAGGAGAUUUAGGAUCUAUCACUUUAGGAGCUUAAUUAAGCUAUUUAAAAAAUAUGACAUCUCUAAAUUUAAAUUUGAGAUAUAACUAGAUAAAUGAUGAAGGAGCAUUAGGAAUAAUUGUAGGAAUCUCUUAAUUAACAAAUCUUAAAGAUUUGGUUUUAAUGUUGAAUGAUAACAUUAUUAGUGACGAAGGUGCAUUAAAUAUAGGUACAAAAUUAGCUUUUUGCUAAAAUCUUACAAAACUAAAAUUAGAUUUAAAUACGAAUUAUAUAAGUGAUUCUGGAGCAUCCAAUCUUGGAGAUGGGCUAGGAUAAUGUUAAGUCUUAAGUAUUUUAGAGCUUAAUUUAAGAUGUAAUAAAAUUCAAGAUUGUGGAGGUUUUAACUUAUCUAAAAAAUUAGCUAAUUGUAAAAAUUUAACACAUUUAGAACUAAAUUUGAGCUAAAAUACAAUCAGCAUGCAGAUAGAGCAAUAUUUUUAAGGGUUUGAUUAGUUAAAUAAGUUGAAAACCUUGAUUUUGGAUUUAAAAGAGAACUGUUUGGAAGAUAUAGGAAUUUAAAAUUUAAGCUUGUCCAUAUCAUAAUUUAAAAGUAUAGAAAAAAUCUAAUUAAAUUUAAAUAGAAACCUUAUAGAUAAAAUAUCUGAUUUAGGAGUGGGAUUAGCUUAAUGUGACAAUCUUACCAGUAUCCAUCUUGAGUUAAAUAAAAAUAAAAUCACUUCAGAUGGUUUUUUUGGAUUAUUUAGUAAGUUAGUGAAGAAGUAAAACUUAGCAGAGUUGAAUAUAAAUUUGAAUGAAAACAAGCUCCGAGAUAAUUCAUUAACAACUCUAUAAACUUAAUAAGAAAUAAACACUAAUUUAGUAAACUUGAUACUAAAUUUAUAAUUCAAUAGAUUGUUCUCUAAAAAUUCUUAAUUAUUAUUCAAAACUCUUGCUUACCUUUCUAGUUUAUCAGAAUUGAAUAUUGAUUUAUACAAUAAUCAGAUAGGAGACGAAGGUACUUGCUAUUUGGCUGAAGGAUUAGAAAAAUUUUAGAAACUUGAAACUCUCAUUUUAAACUUAUAAGAAAAUAAAAUUAGUGAUAAGGGAGCUUCUUAAUUAGGUUUAAAACUAGCUAGUUGCAAAUAAUUAAAAAUUUUAUCAAUAAAUAUCAGUUAAAACACAAUUGGUAUUGAGGAUAAAUUUUUAAUGGUGGAAGGAUUAGCUAAGUGUAGAAAACUAGAAGUUUUAAAACUGAAUUUCAAAGAUAAUUGUUUACAAAAUGAAAAAGUCUUUACAUUAUAAUAUUUAAUCAAAGAAUUAAGAUUUUUGAAAAUCCUUGACAUAGAUUUAAAUAAAAAUAGCAUAUUUGAAAGCCUCAUCAUUACUUUGCUCGAAUAUGUUUAAAAUUGCUAAUAUCUAAGAAUAUUGAAGAUAGGAUCUGGAUCUCUUAGUCUUGAAAAAGGUGCUUUAUUAAGAAGAAUAUUAAAAUGCAAGAGACUAACUUAGUUUUACUUAAAUUUUUGA